This is a messenger RNA of Anopheles coustani, 627 nucleotides long. RefSeq names its product ragulator complex protein LAMTOR3 homolog (gene Lamtor3). The coding region runs from base 159 to 533 and encodes 124 amino acids. Gene Ontology annotation, cellular component: Ragulator complex. NCBI's taxonomy places the organism in Eukaryota, Metazoa, Arthropoda, Insecta, Diptera, Culicidae. Gene Ontology annotation, biological process: positive regulation of TOR signaling; cellular response to amino acid stimulus. The transcript has 2 exons. The record is from RefSeq and is a predicted model, not a curated record.
AACUGUCAACCAUUCCAUCAUCAAAACAUACAGUUUGCAGAGUUCGGUCAAGCCCAAGUGGUGGAAUUCCUUAUGCGCGCUCGUUAUCAUACAAAUCUCAUCUUACAGUCUAGUGUUUAGUCUACUUGAAACCGUACUCCUCUGAACUCGGCACCGCGAUGACGGACGAUGUAAAACGAUUCUUCCACACGAUCCUGAAGCGCGUGACGGGACUGAACUGCAUCAUCAUCACGGAUCGAGAUGGUGUACCGCUGAUGAAGGUCGGUGAUGAUAAAUCAGUAGGCAUGAUCAUGAAACCAUCAUUCCACACCACCUUCACCAUGGCAACCGAGCAAUCGAACAAACUAGGACUCGGGAGAAACCGGAACAUCAUCUCCAUCUACACCGGCUACCAGGUUGUGCAGAUGAAUAAACUACCCUUGCUGGUAACGUUCAUUGGCAACGAAUGCUGCAACAUCGGACAUAUUCUUGCACUCGACCAGCAGAUAGAAGUGAUCCUAGAUGAGGUGAAAAUAGCUGUAACCGAGGCGUAAUACGGGAUUUACUAUUAUUUUUCUGUUGUAAACUAUAAAGUGAUAUGAGACUCAGUCGGUCCAGUUUCAAUUAAAAAAGUUUUUAUUUCAUUUU